AUGGCUAAGGUAAAAUUCGAAGAUACGCCUCAAGAAAAGGGUGCCUCUUUGAGGGUAGAACCAAAUGACGACCUUGAUGAUAAAGAAAAAAACAACGAAGAUUAUGAUGAAGAAGAAGAUGAUGACUAUGAUCCAAACAAAGUAAGACUAGAAGGUGAUGAGCAAGAAAGCGACGACGAUGACGACAUGGACAAAGAAUCAGUUCCAGACUAUUCAAAUAUUGAAACUUCAAUUACUCAAGUGAAAACUAGGAGUCAAAGAAUUCAAGAGGAUGAGUUAGCCAAGGAUUUCAAACGAGGUAUAAUACGAACGGAGUCAGGUUUAGUAAAGGCCACGGAUAGUGGUUUAGAUUUAGACGCUAUGUUUAAUGACAUGAAAAGUUCAACAUCUUCGAGAGAUGUUAGUGGCUGGAAAAAAGCCAUACUGCAUUCUGAUUCAGAGCAGUCAUCCGAAUCACCAUCGUUAGUAAAUGAGAGCAAUGAGGAGCAAAAGAAACCACUAGGAGAUGAGAAUAAAAUAAGAAUAGAGUCGUCGUAUCUGUUUGCUGGAAAGCUUAUUACUGAGUCUAAGCUCGUAGACGCGAACUCUGCGGAGGCAAAGGCCUAUCUAAAUUCUACAAAUGUUUUAACCAAUGGAUCACGUAACAAUCUCGCUGUGAAACGGUCAUCUGUCUCUAUCAUGAGGUGUAUACCAGGAUCUGAAUCAGACGAGCCGGUAGAGCUCAAGAUUAAGCUUAAACGACCAUCCUUGAUUGAUAAAUUUUUAUCUACCCAAAAUAAUAAGAAACAGAAGUUAUCUACUUUGGAAAAGUCACGUCUUGAUUGGGCAAGCUUCGUUGAUAGGAAGAAAAUAAAGGAUGAACUUUCCAUAGGAAAUAAGGCCGGAUACUUAGACAAACAGGAUUUCUUGGGCAGGUUACAGGACAAAAGAGAUGUACAUUAUCAAAAAGCUAAAGAUGAAGAUCGCCAAAGACGUUGGAAGCUACAACAACAACAAAUUCAAUAA
Messenger RNA from Priceomyces carsonii, 1005 nucleotides. RefSeq lists its product as uncharacterized. The transcript has a single exon. Bases 1 to 1005 code for a protein of 334 amino acids. The record is from RefSeq and is a predicted model, not a curated record. Lineage: Eukaryota; Fungi; Ascomycota; Pichiomycetes; Serinales; Debaryomycetaceae. Gene Ontology annotation, cellular component: Swr1 complex.